Molecule: messenger RNA, 4263 nt
Organism: Anopheles arabiensis
Lineage: Eukaryota; Metazoa; Arthropoda; Insecta; Diptera; Culicidae
Product: carcinine transporter
Exons: 7
Coding region: 871-3033 (720 amino acids)
Biological process (GO): transmembrane transport
Cellular component (GO): membrane
Molecular function (GO): transmembrane transporter activity
Source: RefSeq, a predicted model, not a curated record
CUGCGUUCUACUGCGGCCAGACGGAGACGGAGCACCUCGAUCUCGGAAAAGCGCGUAUCCUUCGGAGCGGGAUCGGGCCGUCUAGACGGAGCCCGAGAGAUCGAGCGAUCUGCGAGUGUGUCACACCGUCUCUCACGCACCUGUAGCAGCAGCAGCAGCGACAGUGGUAGCAGUAGCAGCGACAAAAUCUGUUUGCUCUCAGCUCAGAGAUCUCGGCUCUCCGCAACGGGUCCGCUAAUAGCCCUAUAUAUCCUCGGUGCGGCAUCGAACCGGACUCAAUUAAACGUCCGAUCCGCACACUACCCGGUCGAGCUGAAGCUGCUUGAAGCUGAGUGAGGCCGCUUAAAAGCAGCGCACUUGCGUGGUUCAGAACAAGAAACAUAAAAGAUAGAUCGCGAUUUUUUUUUGUUUUUUACGACCCCUGUCGCUUACGGAUGUUUAGCGCGCGCAAACACCGUACUGGAUAGGUUAGUAGUAGCAAAAAAAAAAAAGAUCGUGUAACCAGUGACCAGGAGUGAAGUACCACGAAAAGUGUGCCUGUAUAUUGUUGCGGUUCUGCAAAAUAGCCGUACCCGGAAGGAAUCGAGUAAAAUAUGCAACAACAGUAAAAGAUUCGAGAAAGUGUGAGCAAACGCGGACAACCCCAGUGUAUGUGUGUGUGUGUCCCGUUGCCUCUAUAGUUCUUCCGCAAAGUGAGUGUAUAUCCUUCGCAUGCAAGUGUGUGUAAAUGUGUAUGUGUGUGUGAUUUUGCACCAAAACUAAAGCGCACUUCAAAGUGAAGACGAAAACGAAACUACUCUAAAACACUAUACCAGUGCACACAUAGCACCAGGAUAUACACACGUGUUGAAAAAACCUCUUCAAAACAAAAUGACGCCCAAACCAGAGGAAAGCAUUCCGGUCGUGCACGUCGGCGACGAGCGGGAGCUGAACGAGCCGAGCCUAAACAACAGUGCCAGCCUGAGCAAUCUAAGCGCUAACCUGAAGCUGAACGCCUUCAUCAACAAUGGCUUCGUGAGCGACUGUGCCCAGGCGGCGGAGAAGCAGCCCGGCAAGGAUAAUCACGAGGACGAGCUGCGCAAGGAGACAAAGAACAGCAACCAGCAUGGUGUCGUGAUGGUGGCCACCAAUGGCGCCAGCACGGGGGCAGCAGUAGCCGAGAAACCGGUCGUAGACUUUGACGAUCUGCUGCCACACGUGGGCGAGUUUGGCCGAUAUCAGAAGAUACUGUUCCUGCUGAUGAUACCGUUCGCGUUCUUUGUGGCGUUCGUGUACUUUUCGCAAAUUUUCAUCACCCUCGUGCCGGAGGAGCACUGGUGCUACGUGCCGGAACUGCAGCACCUGUCCGUGGAAGAAAGACGAGCAUUAGCCAUUCCCGUGGACGAGUCGUACGGAGCGGAGCUGGACGCUGGUGUGGUCGGCGAUGGAAGCCCACCGAUCAGCUACAGCAAGUGUACGAUGUAUGCCGUUAACUUCACCGAGGUGCUCGCCAACAACAUACGCAAAGCGGAUCCGUCCUGGCCGACGCAACCCUGCCGGCACGGCUGGGAGUACAACUUUACGGACGUACCGUAUCAAACCGCAGCAACGGAUUUCGAAUGGGUCUGCGAUCAUGCCUAUCUGCCGACGUUGGCUCAGUCCAUCUUCUUCCUGGGCGCGAUCGUCGGUGGCCUGCUGUUCGGCUGGAUUGCGGAUCGCUACGGGCGCAUUCCCGCCCUAGCCGGGUGCAAUCUCAUCGGCUUUGCGGCCGGUGUCGCUACCGCAUUCGUCGGCAACUUCUGGCAGUUCAGCUUGUGCCGGUUUCUGGUCGGAUUUGCCUUCGACAACUGCUUCACCAUGAUGUACAUUUUAGUUCUGGAAUACGUUGGCCCGAAAUGGCGCACCUUUGUCGCCAACAUGUCGAUCGCACUGUUCUUCACCACCGCCUCCUGCGCACUGCCCUGGAUUGCGUACUAUCUGGCAGACUGGAAAACGUUCGCCAUUGUCACAUCGGCACCGCUUGCUUUGGCCAUCCUUACCCCGUUGGUGGUACCGGAAUCGGCAAGAUGGCUCGUUUCGCAGGGUAAGAUUGACAAAGCCAUCGGAAUCCUGAAGAAGUUUGAAACGAUCAACAAGAAGACGAUCGAUGCCAAGGUGUAUCAGGAGUUCAGUGACAGCUGCGUGCGGCUUCAGGAGGAAGAGGCUGCUAAUAGCAACUACUCCGUACUGGAUCUGUUCAAGACGCCACGGCUGCGCAACAUCACCAUCCUGCUGAUCGUCAUCUGGAUGGCCAUCUCGCUCGUGUUCGAUGGCCACGUGCGAAACGUCGGCUCGCUGGGACUCGAUCUCUUCUUCACGUUCACGGUCGCUGCCGCCACCGAGCUGCCGGCCGAUACCUUCCUCACUCUGACGCUGGAUCGUUGGGGACGGCGAUGGUUGGCCUGCGGCACGAUGGUCGCCAGCGGGUUGUUCAGUCUGUUCGCCACCAUGGUACCGAUGGGUGCCUACUCAGCAACGUUGGCGAUUUUGGGACGCUUCAGUGUGAACAUUUCGUACAACAUUGGGCUACAGUACGCGGCCGAGCUGCUGCCGACCGUCGUCCGGGCGCAGGGCGUCGCGUUCAUCCACAUCAUGGGCUACGUCGCGAGCAUUGUGGCACCGUUCGUCGUCUAUCUGGCCAACAUCUCGCCCUCCCUGCCGCUGAUAGUGCUGGGCAUUUUGGGUAUCUUCGGGGGACUGCUGUCCCUGCUGCUGCCCGAAACACUUGGACACGACCUGCCGCAAACUCUUGCCGAUGGUGAAGAAUUCGGACGAGGGCAAAAGAUCUGGGACUUCCCCUGUCUCACGAAGAAAGUGGAUGACGACGAUAUCUGCGACGAUCUGCCCGUGGAGCGAUUUACCCGCGCCACGUCCAAGACCUCGAUCGGAGCGUCCCUGCGGGCAUCGACCCGUGGUGAGCUGCGUUCGAGCAUGCUCAACCGUUCGAUACGUUCGCGCGUAUCGGUCCGCUCGCUGGCCCAAUGCAAGGAGGAACAGAUUUCGGGCGGCGUGUAGAACCCGCUUCCAAACGGCUACCGUCCUAUCGGUAGCACGGGUAGCGGAAAGUGCACGGAAAAGUGCAUACGCUCCGUUUGUGGGCAGCGUGCACCAACGGUUCCAUUCUAAAAUGUGUAGGAUUUUUUUGUUCUGCUUCAGUUUAAUUUGUGUUUUGUUUUAAAAGCGUCAGUGCGUUGUGGUACAAUUCUAGUCAACCGUAUCGGAUGAUUUUCAGAGAGAGGUAACACACACUUGACAUAAUUAAGUUUUACGCGCUGGGUCAUCGGUUAGAGAACGGAGGUGCUGCCCGGUGAAAAGGCGCACAAACAACACCGCAUGCCGACGCAUACGCGACCAGGAGCGGCAAAGUAGAAAUGCGUGCAACAGUUCCUAAUACCAGGAUAUCGAAAAUUCACGCAAAAGCACAACGCCAUAAGAAAGCAAACGGAGUGGCCAAAAUCGAUGCAUCGAAAAGUAUUAUCCUUCGAAGCUGCAGCUACAGUGGCAGCAUAAUCGAAGAACUAUGUGUUUGCUGAUUUGUGCAGUGCUUAGGAGCGUAUGGUGUAACGCGUCCCAGCAGCAUCUCCAUACGGCGUAAGCGGGGGUGGUAGGAAGCCGUUUCAGUAAACGCAAAAGUAUUACGAGUUCCCCUUUUUUUUGGUAUAGCGAGUUCGCGAACGCUAUUGUAUUUAACACGAAUAGGAGUACUCACUAUCGCUAGGGAAUUGAAGCUAAUUUAUGAGCCAGAUUUACGUUAGGAUUAAUCCAGGAUAUUAGGGAAGCAUCAGGUAUGGAAAAUGGGUUAGUUGUAAGGCUGUUGGAUCCAACAGCAAACUAAUCCUUGCCGAAUUCGCAAGGACAGUAGACGUAUAGUAAGGCAGUGUAGCUACACAAAAAGGCAUGCGAAACAGAUGACUUAGGAUAUAUUAGGGAAGGAAGGAAAAGAGAUUUCAAUUCAGCAAAAGCAAAGACGCGCAGGAAGAAGAGCGCACAGUGUACUAACGAGACACACAGGCAGGCAUAUUGCAACGUUACGAAAAGUUUUAUUUAUUCGCCUAAUCCUUACCAAACAGUCGUAACAGUUCGAAGCGUGUGCAGGACACGUACCGAAAGUGGGACGGCUUUUUAUGUGAUACGGAGGACUUUUGGGAUGAGAGAAGACAUGGUUGUGACGGUUAAAAUUGUUGUAAUUUAUCCAAUGUAAUCUCACCGUAUCAAGAAAAUACAAUUACUCAAGCAAAAAGAACA